AUGUCAGUUGUUGGAACUUCUGGAAAGAAAACCAGAGGAAGACAAAAGAUAGAGAUGAAAAGAAUAACUAAUGAGAGUCAUCUUCAAGUUACUUUCUCGAAGCGCCGUACUGGGCUCUUCAAGAAAGCUAGCGAGCUAUGCACCCUUUGUGGUGCAGAGCUUGCUCUCAUUGUUUUCUCACCUGGUGGGAAGGCCUUCUCCUUUGGCCACCCCAGCAUGGAGGCUGUCAUUCAACGCUACGUAUCCCAUGCCCCAUACCAAACCUCCAGUACCAUGUGGUACAUUGAGGCUCAACGAAGAACCAACGUGCUUGAGCUCAACGCGCAACUCACUCAUAUCAACAACCAACUAGAAUCCCACAAGAAGCAUGGCGAGGAGCUGAACCGCCUAUGCAAGACGACCCAAGCCCAAUUCUGGUCGGCUAGUCAAGUUGAGGAGAUGGACAAGUCUCAACUUGAGAAAUUUAGGGAGGCACUGGAUGAGCUCAAGAAGCGUGUCACUAGCUAUGGUGCUACUGCAGCUACCACUCCACCAACCCAUCCAUUUUUUACUGUUGCUAGUGGUUCCGCAAACGCCAUGGUCCCUAUCCACCACCCACUCCUACCCCCUCCUCAAGUUUUUCCACAACAGUUUUUUCAAGGGCCCAUGCUACAUGCUCAUAACUUGUUUGGCUUCAAUAAUAUGGGAGGGUAUGGAGGAACCCAUAGGUUCUUCUGA
Molecule: messenger RNA, 717 nt
Organism: Lotus japonicus
Lineage: Eukaryota; Viridiplantae; Streptophyta; Magnoliopsida; Fabales; Fabaceae
Product: agamous-like MADS-box protein AGL62
Exons: 1
Coding region: 1-717 (238 amino acids)
Biological process (GO): positive regulation of transcription by RNA polymerase II
Molecular function (GO): DNA-binding transcription factor activity, RNA polymerase II-specific; protein dimerization activity; RNA polymerase II cis-regulatory region sequence-specific DNA binding
Source: RefSeq, a predicted model, not a curated record